Messenger RNA from Cotesia glomerata, 1052 nucleotides. Its product is annotated as putative gustatory receptor 2a. Bases 1 to 906 code for a protein of 301 amino acids. Gene Ontology annotation, cellular component: dendrite; neuronal cell body; membrane. NCBI's taxonomy places the organism in Eukaryota, Metazoa, Arthropoda, Insecta, Hymenoptera, Braconidae. The transcript is spliced from 4 exons. The record is from RefSeq and is a predicted model, not a curated record. Gene Ontology annotation, biological process: sensory perception of taste.
AUGAUCGUUAAAAUUGACAAAAGAAUCAGCCGGCAAGGCAAUUUAGAAGAUAUAUCAUAUAGUUGUUUGAUUAAUAAGUUUCAAAUAUUUGCGGCAAUUAUUACUGUGCUUUUGGGACCUUUCUCGCUGAUUUGUCAUGCGGUUUAUUAUUAUAAUAUUCGCCCGGAAGAUCUUUUCACCUCUGAUCUGUUGUUGUAUCACACUAUCGCACAAUCAUUGGCAAUGAAUUUCUUCUUUGACAUUAUUGUCUUGUUAAUCUAUUCGAGGUUAAGAGAGCUGAACAAUGGAAUCAAUAAAAUUGAAGACUUAGGAUCGGGUAAUGUUAUCUUGGAAAUCCGGAGAAUCAGAAAAAUUUAUAAUGGUAUUUGCAACCUUGUAACAUACGUAAAUAACAUCUACGGCCUCCAUUUGCUUCUCAGUACCCUGAACGCCUUCACAAUGGUCGUCGCAACAUUGUUCCGAAUAUACAUGGGCGUUGUUGAAGGAAAGAACAUGUUUAUUCUUAUUAACAACAUAAUAUGGAUUACUUACACGAUACAAGUAACAUUGAACUGCGUUAUUUGCACAUUUGUACGUGGGGAAUCUAAGAAAACUGCAACUAUAAUCCACAAGAUCAUUCUUGCACGAAUUUCAAAAUGUCUACGUUCCUGCGAAUUGUAUUCGGUAGACAUUACCAAACCCUGUGAUCCAGAAACAAACUUACAACAUGAAAUAAAUAACUUUUCAUCGCAACUUCAUCACUCUACAAUGAAUUUUAACGCCUGUGGAUUUUUCAUAAUAGACAAUAAACUUUUACGAAGCUUUAUCGGAGUGAUUACGACUUACUUAAUUAUCGUCGUACAAUUCUACGUACCAGAAGAAAAAAAAGUCAAAGAAUUUUUUGGUAACGCGACAAAUGAAUCGUAACAAAAAAAAAGGAUCAUUUAUUAGAUUAAAUUAUUAAUUAUUAAUUGCAAGAAAAAUAAUUUAUUAUUAUUAGAAAAAAAAAAAACAUUCACUCACCGACUGUUUAACUAUUUACAACGAUCGAUUAUUGUGCGUUUAGUUUUUUA